AUGACUACUCGACGCGUGGCUAGUGAGAAGCUUGGUAUCCCGAUUGAUGCUCCUCCACAGUUGGUGCGGUCAGCAUAUCGAAGAUUGGCCCUAAAGCUACAUCCCGAUAAGAACUUUACUUUAGAUGCUGCGCAUCAAUUCCAACAGAUAUUGGCAGCUCGAGAUAUCAUGCUAGAGGAGGGUGCUGUCACCCGUAUGGACCCAUCGCCAGGCUCUUUCACCAGUCGUGAACCUCAUCACAGGACAAACAACGCCAAGCAAUUAUCUCGUGAAGAGAAGGAGAGACUUGAUAGGUGCCGUGCACAGGGAUAA
Molecule: messenger RNA, 312 nt
Organism: Perkinsus marinus ATCC 50983
Lineage: Eukaryota; Perkinsozoa; Perkinsida; Perkinsidae
Exons: 2
Coding region: 1-312 (103 amino acids)
Source: RefSeq, a predicted model, not a curated record